AUGACUCGUCGCGAGCACACACACUCCUCGUCGGUCAAUGACCGAGCCAGCACGGCCGGUGGAUCCUAUCGCUCCACUGGCUCUCGCUCACAAGCGCCGUCUAAUGGACAAAGCUCCCAUACACAAGGCCGCCAUGAACUACAUUCCCACACAGCGGACAGCUCGAGCGGCAUCGACUCCCAUCGUCACCACCGACAACAGAGCUCAGCUGGCUCGUUCGACUCACAAUCCCCUUCCGAAUUGGCCGAGCAGCAUUAUUCCGAACAAGGUGCGAGACCGGCAGCAAGAAUACAAUUUCCGCCCCGGUUUCAUUGGCUUAUCAAGGGUAUCCUACGCAAGCGCCCAGACCUGGAUUGGAUGAUGGAGAACGUGUGGAAGAACGCGAAUGAAGAGACCUUCGAACGUGCGGAGCAAUCCUUACGCGACGGUCCAGGAGAUGACGCCUGUGAUAUCUUCGGCGAUUAUGGACGCGGCGACAAAGUUGACCCUGGAGCCCCUCACACCCAUCCUAGUGAGUGGCCUAGUGAAUUCCUUCGUGAUUGCUUCGAUCCUGAAGGCCGAGACCAUCAAGGUGCCGGCACUUCUGAACGAGGAUCUGGACACCGUGAUGGAGGUCGUGGGGAUAGCCAUAGGAGCUCUGAGAGUCGUAGAGAGACGCAUCAUCACGGCACUAGCGCCUCCUCUAGCCAUGGUGGAUCCUCUUAUGGAGGCAAUCGAAACGACAACGAUGAUCGCUAUGAAGAUCAAUACUAA
Bacidia gigantensis is the source of this 753-nucleotide messenger RNA. RefSeq lists its product as uncharacterized. The transcript has a single exon. Lineage: Eukaryota; Fungi; Ascomycota; Lecanoromycetes; Lecanorales; Ramalinaceae. The coding region runs from base 1 to 753 and encodes 250 amino acids. The record is from RefSeq and is a predicted model, not a curated record.